Molecule: messenger RNA, 1240 nt
Organism: Notothenia coriiceps (black rockcod)
Lineage: Eukaryota; Metazoa; Chordata; Actinopteri; Perciformes; Nototheniidae
Product: laminin subunit gamma-1-like
Exons: 4
Source: RefSeq, a predicted model, not a curated record
GCUUCGACCAGCAGAUCGGAGACAGCAAGUCUCUGGCCGAUGACGCCAUCAAACGUCUUCCUGGCAUCAGCGCCAUCAUCCAGCAGGCGGUCAGCGACAACGCAGAGACCGGCGGCAUCCUGGGAGACGUGUCUGCAGAUUACGACAGCUCCGUGAAGACCGCCAACCUGCUGGGGAACCUGGUCACCGGGCUGGAGAACACGUUUGGGUCCCUGCCGUCUCACACCGAUCUGCUGAACGAAGCCACCAAACUGAACAAAGGCUCCAAGGAUCUGAAGCAGCGAACCCUCGAUGCAACAGAUAAUCUGACCUCAGAGCUGGAGGACGGCCGGAGGCUGGAGGGCGAGGCCGAGCAGGCAGCUGGCGGGGCGGCUGCAGCUCUGAUCAACUCCAAGAACACCAGAGACGGCGUGGGGAAAACCCUGAGAGACAUCAACGCCCUGCUGGCCAAGAUGGACCAGUCCACUCCUGUGGACGAGACCCAGCUUCGGGCUCUGGAGGUGGCUCUGGACGAGGCUCAACAGGAGGUGCAGGGCCGCCUGGGGCCCCGUCUGAGGGACAUGGAGGCCGGAGAGGAGGCGUACCGCCGGAGACUCUCUGGCCUCAACUGGGACAUCGGCUCCAUCCUGAAGGACAUCACCAACCUGGAGGACAUCCUGGCGUCCGUGCCCUCCGGCUGCUACAACAGCCCCCCCAUCGAGGAGGCCUGAGCACUACAUCUCCCACAAUGCACCUGGGUACUAUCUCUUAUCCUCCAGGAACACCUGCCACUUCAACGGGAAUCUGCCUGAUGUAUUAUUAUGAGAACGUUUCAUAAAGAAUCUUUAAAACACCACUAUAAAUAUAAUGUUAUACAUAGUGUUAAUCAGAUAGCAGUAAAAUAUUGGAGCUUAUAUUAAACACUAGAUCCUACAUAUCCCAAAAUGCAACUGGGUACUAUCUCUUCAGAAACACCUCAACAGGAACCUACUUGAGUUUGUAGAAAAGCGCUAGAUGAGUGCCGUGUAUAAUUAGUAUCAUUAUUAUCAUUGAAACCAAAGCGCCACUACUUUCAAUAGAAUUAGCGAUUUUUAUGAAGUGCCUUCAGUUUUCAGAUCUUCAAAUGUAAAUGUUGUUGUGUUUAUCAGAGAGCAGUACGAUCCUACAUCUCCCACAAUGCACCUGGGUACUAUCUCUUAUCCUCCAGAAACACCUGCCACUUCAACAGGAAUCUACCUGAUGUAUUAAGAAUCAUUUUCAA